AUGGCAGGCGAGGAGGGCGGGGCUGACCCGCCAGCAAACCCUCAGGCGGCCACCGCCGAGCUCGAGCCGCCAGCCAAGGCAGAUAAGACGCCCAAAAAGCUGCCACGCGUGGAUUCCAUCCCGGUGGUGGCCAGGGCAGACGGCAUGGAAUUCCUGGAGAUCAAGGACCUGCGCAAGCACCUGAGCCCGCAGGCAAUCGGGGACAAGGACCUGGUGCGCAUCAACAUCAUGAACUACGAGAGCUCGGAGAGCAGCGGCUCCCACCGCGACCACGGCCCCCAGAUGGCGGCCGCCCUGUUUGACCCCGCCGGCAGCGAUUCCAUUGAGCUGCCCGACUUUGCGCUGCGCUCGGGUCCACGCCGCACCAUCUAUCACAACCCCAAGGACGUGACAGCAGCCAUCGUGACGUGCGGCGGGCUGUGCCCCGGGCUGAACGACGUUGUGCAGAACAUUGUGUACACGCUGGGCACGUCGCGGGGCAACGCCAAGAUGCCGGCCAUCGUGGAGGGGCUGCGCCUGUGGGGCAUCAACCCCCUGUACGUAAUCGGGGGCAAGGGGGGCAACGCCGCGGCGCACCCCAUCGCCAAGGAGUGCGCAGCGCAGGGGGUGGUGUGCAACGUGGUGGGGGUGCCCAAGAGCAUCGACAACGACAUUCAGUUGAUUGACCGCUGCUUUGGGUUUGACACGGCGGUGGAGGAGGCGCAGCGGUCGCUGAUCAGCGCGCGGGUGGAGGCGCGCAGCUCCGGCGGCAUCAGCGUGGUCAAGCUCAUGGGGCGGCAGUCGGGCUUCAUCGCCAUGAACGCGUCCAUGGCCUCGGUGGGGCCGCCUUCGCGUCUGCUUGAGGAGGCGCGCGCGUCGCUGGUUGCGAUCCGCUUCGACAUGGGCAAGCUGUGCGACUUUGUCAAGGCCAUCAUGGACCGCAAGGACUACUGCGUCAUAUGCGUGGCAGAGGGCGCGGGCCAGGACAUCAUGGACAGCAGCGGACCCAAGGGAACAGACGCCAGCGGCAACCCCAUCCUGCAGGCACGGGCAGCAGCACCCCCGCCCCCGCCGCCGCGCUGCUGCCGCACCCCUUGGGGGGAUGUCUUCCCUUUGCCGGACUCGGACAUCGGCGUGUUCCUGCGCGACAUCUUCCGCAAGCGGUUCCCCGGGGUGGAUGUCAAGUACAUCGACCCCAGCUACAUGAUCCGCUCCAUCCCCACCAUCACCACCGACCGCAUCUACUGCAAGGUGCUGGGCCAGGGGGCGGUGCACGGCGCCUUUGCCGGCUACACAGACUUCACUGUGGGCCUGGUCAACACGCACUACGUCUUCCUGCCCACCACCACCAUCAUCCAGUUUGCCCGUGUGGUGGACCCCAAGGGCCGCCAGUGGAACCGGCUCAAAACGGCCAUCAACCAGCCAGACAUGUAG
Messenger RNA from Chlorella variabilis, 1413 nucleotides. RefSeq lists its product as hypothetical. Gene Ontology annotation, molecular function: 6-phosphofructokinase activity. The transcript has 14 exons. The coding region runs from base 1 to 1413 and encodes 470 amino acids. NCBI's taxonomy places the organism in Eukaryota, Viridiplantae, Chlorophyta, Trebouxiophyceae, Chlorellales, Chlorellaceae. Gene Ontology annotation, biological process: glycolytic process. Gene Ontology annotation, cellular component: cytoplasm. The record is from RefSeq and is a predicted model, not a curated record.